AUGGUCGAGACUUGUAUAGUCUGCCUCGGCGACCUCGCCCACCAAGACGAAGGUCUUCCCGCCACCGCAUCAUCGCUCGCGACCGACUCACUUGAGGUUGCGGCUAAUGGUGACCACGAUACGACCAAACAGACACCUUCCGAGCAGACCAAAGAGGACGAGUUGAUCGCGCAUCUGCUCCCUUGUGGUCACGAUCUACACGACGAAUGUUUGAAACCCUGGGUAGAGAGGGCGAACAGCUGUCCGAUAUGCCGAGCCAGUUUCAACAUGGUGGAGCUCAGCAUGCGCGUUGGAGGGCCCAAGCUAUCCGACUAUGCCGUGCAGGAUAAACAGCAAGUCGCCGACAUCGAUCCGUCUAUGAUCAUCGACGAGGACUACAUGCUUGAGGAUGACGGCAGCUAUGACGCAUGCAUGGUGUGUGAUGAGUUUGGCGAUGCAUCGCAGCUUAUGUACUGUCACAGCUGCGAGCAGCUCUGCCACGUCUUCUGUGGUGGUCUCGAUCAGAUGCCGACGCGCGGCGCCUGGUACUGCCAGGGAUGCAUUGAGAACCCGGCACUUCUAGAGGCUGCCUCCCAACGACGGACUGCUCAGCGGGGUCCUGCUGCUUGGGUCAACGGACGCAGCCGCGUGCCCCGCCACAACCGAGCUCCAGACGAAUGGGUCGGUGUCUGGCAGAGUGUAUGGAAUCGCUUGCAGUUCGACAUCGAGUUCCCUUUCGAAGACGACGAACAAUCCGAAGACCAUUCGGAAGUCCUGAGGCGGGAGGCUCACGAGUGGGAGCGGCGUUUCGACCUCGCGCGUCAGUUGGGUGCUGGCACUCGAUUUCGCGCGGCUGCAGAUAACGUCCACACCCGACGUCGCGGAUCUAACCGGUCUACCACCCGACCCCCAAAUCGCUCGCUCCAUCGAGAAGCUCCGAAGACACCCCGAGACCCCGAGUCCCAGGAAGAACUCCGCGCAUGGAAUCAGUUUGAGAAGGCGCGCGAUCAGCUCGCCCAACUGGACGCACUUCCUGCACCCGACAACAGCACCACUAGCAGCCUUCGACGCAAGCGAAAGUCUGCUCCUUCUUCGCCUACCGAGUCUGAGCCUCGCGAACAGAUGCCUGAGCGCAAGCUGAAGCGCCCUCGAACCCGUCUGCAGAUCGACAACGGCGAGUCAUCCGCCGCUGCAGCUCGCCGCAACCCAGCCAACCACAAUAACCCUCAGGGGUCAGUCGCCUCGCCCCCAGCAGGCCAGGGUGCUGAGUCAUCCACUGCGCCCGGCUUUCUGCAGUCUCUACUACAGGAAGUUGAAGUUGAUCGCUUUGCCGAACGUGACAAGGAGAUCGCCGCCCCACAGCCUCGGCGCAUCAUUGUCGAGCGGGCCUGUUCACCCCAGAACUCGUCCCCUGGGUUGUCUCCUAUCUACUUCGCACCACGCGGUAUGACCACGCCGCCUCCGUUAAACCUCAGUCGUCCAAGGUCGCCUGUUGAGCUAGACCAGCAACUCUCGCCUACCUAUUCGCCUUACUCGCCUGCGGAUGAUGAUCGAAUUGGUCGUCGCAGGCACACACAUCGCUCGGCUGGUCUCAGCAGCCCUCCUCGCUCAAAGGACUCUUCGCCUUCUCGCCCCCCAACCCUUUCGUACUCGACCAAGGCGGAGCUGCAGCGUAUGGUGACGGCUGUUCUCAAGCCGUUGUACCUGAAGAAGGAAGUGUCAAAAGAGGAAUAUACAGACAUCAACCGCGACAUCUCACGCCUGUUAUACGAGAAGGUGGGAGGAGCUGGUGCCGAUGCUCUAGCAGAUCACGAUACAAGGGAGAAGUGGCAGCGCAUGGCGACUGAUGAGGUGGAUGGUGCUGUUAAAGCGUUGCGGGCGAGUGGUGCGACAGUUCUUUCACCUGCCGCCGAGGACUCUACUUCGUCCUCUUCAUGAUAGCAUUGACGCGUUGUUUCUCUUGUCGAUGCAGUCUUAGCGAGUUUGUGUUCACCGCAUAGGUGUAUCUUGGGCGUUAGGUUCUUUCGGUCAUGUAUCACGUCUACGCCGGCGAUACGGGGUUACAUUUGGAAGGAUGGGUAAGAUACCACGGAGUUUGGCAUUUCUCAGGGCACGGAGUUUCGAUACCGGUAUUGGUCGCUGUCUAGAACAUAAUACGACCUUUUUGAGCUCAUGAUAGAGUUUUGUACGUCACACUUGGAGUUCUUUGUCUCGUGGUGCAUACUGUCUUCGGUAAGAGCAGCCAAU
Dothidotthia symphoricarpi CBS 119687 is the source of this 2226-nucleotide messenger RNA. RefSeq lists its product as uncharacterized. The transcript has 2 exons. The record is from RefSeq and is a predicted model, not a curated record. Lineage: Eukaryota; Fungi; Ascomycota; Dothideomycetes; Pleosporales; Dothidotthiaceae. Bases 1 to 1917 code for a protein of 638 amino acids.